GGCGCGCAUGCGCAGAGGCGCGAGCCUGCUGACAGAUUCUCGAAGGCGGCGGCGGCAGCGGCGGCCUUCGGCCGCGGGGAAUGGGAAUCUCAGGGCCCUGACUGAGCACCGCCCCCCGCCUCCCUGCCGAGACAUGGCUCAGGAGAAGAUGGAGCUGGACCUGGAGCUGCCCGCGGGCACGGGCGCGAGCCCGGCGGAGGGCGGUGGCCCGGGCGGUGGGGGCCUCCGGAGAUCUAACAGCGCCCCCCUGAUCCACGGCCUCAGCGACUCCUCGCCGGUUUUCCAGGCCGAGGCGCCUAGCGCCAGGCGGAACAGCACGACGUUCCCGAGCCGCCACGGCCUGCUGCUCCCGGCCUCGCCGGUCCGCAUGCACAGCAGCCGCUUGCACCAGAUCAAACAGGAGGAGGGCAUGGACCUGAUCAACCGAGAGACGGUCCACGAGCGCGAGGUGCAGACCGCAAUGCAGAUAAGCCACUCCUGGGAGGAAAGUUUCAGCCUGAGUGACAACGACGUGGAGAAAUCCGCCUCUCCAAAGCGCAUCGAUUUCAUUCCGGUGUCUCCAGCACCGUCCCCGACCCGGGGAAUUGGGAAGCAGUGUUUUUCACCGUCCUUGCAAAGUUUUGUGAGUAGCAACGGAUUGCCUCCAAGUCCUAUUCCCAGCCCCACCACCCGGUUUACUACCCGGCGAAGCCAGAGUCCCAUCAACUGCAUCAGACCAAGUGUUCUUGGACCAUUGAAAAGAAAAUGUGAAAUGGAAACUGAUUAUCAGCCAAAGAGAUUUUUCCAGGGCAUCACCAACAUGCUGUCUUCUGACGUUGCACAGCUGUCAGACCCCGGCGUGUGCAUAGCCUCCGAUACCCUGGAUGGAAACAGCAGCAGUGCCGGAUCUUCCUGUAACUCACCAGCGAAAGUCAGCACCACCACCGACUCUCCUGUGUCGCCUGCCCAAGCAGCCUCCCCCUUUAUUCCAGUAGAUGAACUUUCGUCUAAAUAAUUCACCCGUCUUGAACCCCUCCUCCCCCAGUGGAGAGAGAGACAGAAUCAAGUUAGAGCAAGCACUGAACCUUGUCGAUUAAGUUGAGGCUGUUUCCUAUUUGACUCUUUCCCCCUUUUUUGGAAGUUCCUGAAAUGUUAUUCUAGAGAAUUUCUAUGUCAGGUUCCUGCGGAUGCCCUUGAAUUCAGUGUAGUAAUAUUUUCGGACUUUUUAUCAAUAAGUGUGUUGAAGCAUACAUUUUACGCUGCUAAUAUGUCUAAAUACAUAUGUUAUCCCUUGAUUUUUUAAAUAAUUGAGAGCUCUAUUUAUUUAUGGGAUUAUUAAGUUCUGAUGAAAAUAUAAAUGUUGAAUUUCAGUUUAGUAAACUGAUGUUUUAAAAUUCCAUA
Molecule: messenger RNA, 1380 nt
Organism: Alexandromys fortis (reed vole)
Lineage: Eukaryota; Metazoa; Chordata; Mammalia; Rodentia; Cricetidae
Gene: Pabir1
Product: PP2A Aalpha (PPP2R1A) and B55A (PPP2R2A) interacting phosphatase regulator 1
Exons: 1
Coding region: 8-994 (328 amino acids)
Biological process (GO): mitotic G2/M transition checkpoint
Cellular component (GO): cytoplasm; nucleus
Molecular function (GO): protein serine/threonine phosphatase inhibitor activity
Source: RefSeq, a predicted model, not a curated record